This is a messenger RNA of Limulus polyphemus (Atlantic horseshoe crab), 1515 nucleotides long. It is a transcript of the gene Scgbeta, whose product is annotated as beta-sarcoglycan-like. NCBI's taxonomy places the organism in Eukaryota, Metazoa, Arthropoda, Merostomata, Xiphosura, Limulidae. The coding region runs from base 322 to 1284 and encodes 320 amino acids. Gene Ontology annotation, biological process: muscle organ development. The record is from RefSeq and is a predicted model, not a curated record. Gene Ontology annotation, cellular component: sarcolemma; sarcoglycan complex. The transcript is spliced from 6 exons.
UUUACUGAAAGUUAAAAGGUGUGGUUUCAAAGCGGUUCGUUACACUGUUCAUACAUAGUUGCUAUUUAACUAACAAACCUUAUUACUGCUGAAGUAUAUAACUGAAUUAUAAGCGUAUCGUUUCGAUUUGUAGACUGUAGCCCAUAUAAAUGAUUAUUCAUACACAUAUCUGUGCGGUUAUUAACACAUGCGUAUGCCUUUUGAAGAAAUUGAAGUGUUAACAAAAACGUAAGCCUAUCUAUGGUACGAUCUUGAGGCUGGCGUGAAAUUGGAACUGAAAGAUUCAUUUAAACGUUAAUUAGUAUUGAACGAGUACCAAGCAUGGCAGCUGGAGAGGGCAACAACACACUGUCUAUGAGGGAGAAGGCUUUGUUGAAAAAUCAUGUCAAUAAACAACAUAACAGCAAUUUCCGGGCAGGAUAUGUCCCUAUUUAUGAGCCUUAUCUUCACAAGACUGGCUUACGAGGAAGAAAGGGCAUGCUUUUUUACUGUUUAGUAGUGAUUCUAUUUAUCAUUGCCCUAGCUAACUUAGCAGUAACCCUCUUGUUACUGAGUGUCCUCCGGAUUGGUUAUGGAAUGGAAAGCUUGGAAUUUAUCAGUCAUGGUCUUCUGCUUCGAUUCUUAAACCAUGCAGACCUAGGAAGGGUUAUUCCAGCCUAUGGAGUUGUUGCAGGCUUUGGUAAUGAAGAUUUAACUCUUACUGGAAAUAACCAGAAGGUGAUAAUUCAAGCUAAAAAUGAAAUUGGUGCAGCUCCUCUGAUUGGUAAUGGUCCAAGUAUGGAGGUUGGAGUUGACCAAAUUUUGAUUCAGAAUGCAAAUGAAUUCCGAGUUAGAAGUCCCUCAACUGGCCAUACUCUGUUCUCUACCAAUUACAAGGACUUCAAACUUCCACCUGGAAUUUCAAAUUUAGCUGUGAAAGAAGCUCAUGUAUCUAGAAUAACAAGUGCAACUUCUGAGCCACUCACUAUUUUCUCUCAAUAUCAAACUGUCUUAAAAGGUAAUGAAGGACUGAGUAUGGAGGGUCAAGAAAUUGUAUGGGUUGCUGGUUUGGAUGUUUAUCUAAAGAGUGUGAACCAGAGUGUAAGGCUGGAUGGAAAAAAAGGUGUCCGGUUGUCCCCUGAUAAGCUUCCUCUAGCUGCUGAACCACUUUCUGGUGCCAGAAGAUGGUACAAGGUAUGUGUGUGUAUGCCAAGUGGAAAGGUUUUCCGUGUUCCAGUUAGAAACUAUGGACAUGGCUGCAAUGAUGUUCGUUUUCCUGAGAGUAUUAAUCCUUGUGUGGAUUAAUAUCAUAACCAAUUUUAUCAAUCAUGUUGUAGCUAGUCAUGUGUCAUUCUGUUUGCUAUUAUAAAAUAAGUUAACUUGUAAAAUAUGUAAGUUUAUUUUAUCUCAUGUCACCUUUUAUUUAUUUCAUACAGUAUAUAUUGAAAUCAAAUAAAUACUCUUACUAUUUACAUAAUUGAUAUUUUAUUAUUAUAUUUGAUAAGGAACAUUAAAAUCUUAUUGUACAGUCAUGAU